AAGAAAGUGAGCUGCAGACUGAAGCACGGUGGUGAUGAACAUUUGGGAGAAGAUGAUCUGCAGGAUCCUGCUACUCAUCAUCCUCACCUCAUGUGUCUCUGGAUCAUUUGUAGUCAAUGUGACACAGACCUGCUAUCAGGCAGAGGAGAACCACAACAUCACACUGGAGUGGACGUUCACCACCAAACCUGACAGAUCCACCAAAACUCUCAACGUCCUCUGUGAACUGAUAACUGAGCGUACAGAUUCAGUCCUGUAUCGUGUUCAAGAAGGUGUUGAGGUGUCAGAGUCUCAGGAUGAAAAGUUUUCAGGACGAGUUGAGAGUGACAAAGACGCCCUCAGAGAAGGACGAAUCAGACUUCAACUGUUUAGACUCAGGACUGAUGACUCGGGUCUGUACCUGUGUGAACUGAACACAGAUUAUGGCUUUGGCUCAGCCAGAUGUAGACUCAGCAUCAGUGCUUCGGAUGACCCCAAACGUCCAAGUCCAACAGUGAAUACACAACCAGAGAGUCGAGGAUGGCUCAACCUGUAUCCUUUACUUAUACUGCCAGCAGCAGCUUUAUUGAUCAAACUCUGUUAUAAAAUCAUAAAACGAAAACAUAACCUAAAUCUAAACAGUCACCGCCUAGGCAGCGAAUGCAGUGAAGCAGUAGUCAACUUGAAUAAUUCAGAUGCCACUCACCUUGCUGCUUCAUUAGAAGCCACGUCCAUCAUCUUCUGAGUGUGGACAUGACUUCCCUGAACUCCAAAGAUUGUCAUGUUAACAGCUGGGUCUGCAGUGGAAGAUUUGUGGGAGCAUCAACCUCAGUGAGAGCUGAGAAACACUGUCUGCAGUCUGCAGCCAUCAUCAAAAACACUGAUGGAAACAUUCAAAGCUCUUGUCACGUAUAGCAUUAAUAAUAUUUCCUUCCUCUUUUGGUUCUAACAUUUGUUUUUGUCAGAUAUGGUAUGAGGAAUCUUUAAUUUUUGUCCAUUAGCAUGCAGAGUGAUUGAAAUCACUUGUUGUUCUCCCAUCAGCUGUUAUAAAUUAUUACUGGUUAAAAUGUGCCUGAACUCAAGUUGUUAAAAGAAUUCUAAGUGUUACAGUGAACUCCUAAUAAUUUGACUAUGGAUCACCAUAGGUAGAAUUUACUUUUUCUAAAGUUAAUGUUUAUGUGUAUAUAUUGUAAACAAGUCCUUAUUUAUAUGAAAGAAGUUAUGAUUCUUCUGUAUAUGUGUGUGUCCAAAUCAUUUUAUCAAAGGGUCAGAAGAUCUUAAAGAGGUCUAUAAUACCAAGUGUAAUCUAACAUGUUUGGUACUAUUACUUUACAAGGUGUAUUACAAGAAGGACAGGAGUUUGAUAAUUAUUUAAAAUAUCUAAAACACUGAAUGUGUACAUAUAAAGCAACAAAGUUGUUUACGCCAACUCUUAAUCGUAACAUUAUUCUACUUAAAGAAUAU
Pundamilia nyererei is the source of this 1443-nucleotide messenger RNA. RefSeq lists its product as uncharacterized. Lineage: Eukaryota; Metazoa; Chordata; Actinopteri; Cichliformes; Cichlidae. The coding region runs from base 35 to 724 and encodes 229 amino acids. Gene Ontology annotation, cellular component: external side of plasma membrane. The record is from RefSeq and is a predicted model, not a curated record. The transcript has 4 exons. Gene Ontology annotation, biological process: cell surface receptor signaling pathway; T cell costimulation; positive regulation of T cell proliferation.